AGCUGUCAUUAUCUGAUUGUUUCAACAAUUUAAAUUUAUUGAAAUGUCAGUUCAGAAAGUGAAAAUGGCGAGAAAAACUAUAAUGUUAAAGUGUUUUCAAGAAAGAGAAAAAUCCAUGGAAGUUACAACAAAUGCGAUUAAUUCCUUAGAAUCGGAUUUACAUUGUAUCCUGAAUUCGGUGCAACGAAAAUUAUCUUUACAAGAAUUAUUUGGAAUCGUGGAGAACCUACAUAAUACCCAUCGCCAUGUUUUAUAUGAAAAACUUAAUGGUAUUCUGGAAGAGGUAUUAACACAAAAAUUGGAAUAUUUACUAAAUAAUACCGACCAAUUGUUGUUCAUUUUCAACAAUAUAUGGAUAGAAUUUUGUACAAACAUUGCAACAGUCAAAAAUAUUUUUUUGAAAUGUGACAGAUCAUCCCAAAACAGCAACAAAUAUAAUACCGUCCAUCAACUCACUACUAAUUUAUUCAAAAAUAUUAUAAUGGGAAACCACAAAAUUAAAAAUUGUUUAACGACCGGAAUUUUGGAAGUUAUUUAUAAGCAAAGAAGAGGAAAUGCUAUUGACGUUGAUUUACUAAAAUCGCUUUUGGAAAUGUUGAACGAACUGCAAGUAUAUUCAAAUAUGUUUCAAAAUGAAUUUUUAAAAAACACUAAAAUAUUUUAUCUCGACGAGGGUAGCGUUUUAAUUAACGCUAUAGAUAUACGGGCAUAUUUAAGACAUUGUCAUGCUAGAAUAAAAGAAGAAUUGAUUAGAGGACAACUGUAUCUAAAAAAAUCUACAUCAAACGCAGUUUUAGAACUCCUAACAGAAAAUUUAAUAAAAGAACGCCUUCCAGAAAUAUUGGCAAAAAUAUUUAUUUUAUUAGAUAAAGGCGUCGUAGAUAAAAUCGAUUUGAAAAUAUUAUACGAUUUAGUAAGAAAAGUUAACGUCGGUUUGAAUAACCUCAUUGUCCACUUCAUAGAAUUUAUUAUGAAAAGAGGAAAUUUCAUCGUGAGUAAACCGGAAAAUGAUAAAUACAUGAUACAAGAGUUGUUGGAUUUAAAAGAUGAGUUGGAUGAUAUUGUUGAACAUGGAUUCCAAGCUAACGAUAUUUUCAACGAUAUUAUAAGAAAUUGUUUCGUGAAAUUCAUGAAUAGUAAGCAGAAUAAGUUGUCUCAAUUGUUAGCGAAAUACGUUGAUUUGAAAUUGAAAUCGAGAGAUAUAUCAGAAGAGCAACUAGAUAACGUUUUUGACAAAGUAAUGGUACUGUUUAGAUACAUUCAAGGGAAAGAUAUUUUCGAAGCUUUCUACAAAAAAGAUUUAGCAAAAAGAUUACUAUUGGGAAAAUCUACUAGUCAAGAUGCUGAAGAUAGUAUGAUCGGCAAAUUAAAAGCGGAAUGCGGCACGGGAUUUACUUCAAAAAUAGAAGGGAUGUUUCAAGAUAUUAACAUCAGUCAAAGCAUGAACAACGCUUUCAAGCAACAUUUAUGUCAUACGUGCUCUCCAAUAUCCUCCGAUCUUUGUAUCAACGUACUAACUAGUAGUUUUUGGCCAAAUUAUCCCACUUUCAAAGUGAAUUUACCCGCAGAAUUGAUCAACUUUCAAGAUACUUUCCAGAAGUUUUACUCUAUCAAUCAUAGCGGAAGAAAAUUGUUUUGGCAACCAAAUUUGGGGCAUUGUAUUGUGAAAGCAUAUUUCGAAAACGGUAAAAAAGAACUGCAAGUUUCCCUAUUGCAAACUAUAGUUUUAUUACUAUUCAACGAUUCUCAAAAAUUAACGUUCAGGGAAAUAUACGAAAUCACAAACAUCGAAAUGGAGGAAUUGAAAAGAAUAUUAAUAUCUUUGGUUUACGUUAAAAAUAGAGUGUUAUUGAAACAAUCAAAAACCAAAGAUAUAGAACCCGAAGAUACAUUCUGCAUCAAUACUAAAUUCACUGAUAAAUUAUUCAGAGUUAAAAUUAAUCAGAUUCAGUUGAAGGAAACUGUUGAAGAACAACAAGCAACUGAAAAAAGUGUCCUUGUCGAUAGGCAGUUUCAAAUAGAUGCAGCGAUUGUGAGAAUAUUGAAGAAUAAAAAGAAGAUCGGGCAUAACGAGUUGAUUUCUGAAUUGUUCAAUAAUUUAGAUAUACCAGUGAAACCGUACGAUUUGAAGAAGAGGAUUGAACUUUUGAUCGAAAGAGAGUAUAUAGAUAGAGAUAAAGAUGAUCCAAAUAGUUAUAUUUAUAUUGCUUAAUGUACACCAAUACUUAGAGUUUGACAUUUUUCCCAAUAUGUAUUGUAUUUACCUUAUUUAUGUAAUUCCUAUUGAAUAUGUUCAAAAUCUUAUUUAAUCUAUCUUAAACACUUCGCAUCAUAUACGGGGUGGCCCAUUAUUGUGUGGAAGUGCAAUAACUUAAGAUAAAAUUAAAUAAAAGUUGUUAUAUUAGCACAGAUACACAUUUCGAAAAUAUUUUGAGCUGUAAGUGUGACAAUAUGAAGCGAAAGUUUUUUAAAUAAGACACCAUGUAUAUUUGUUUAUCAUCGAAUUUAGCGUAAAACUCUGCUUGUA
Molecule: messenger RNA, 2527 nt
Organism: Diorhabda carinulata
Lineage: Eukaryota; Metazoa; Arthropoda; Insecta; Coleoptera; Chrysomelidae
Product: cullin-4A-like
Exons: 1
Coding region: 44-2212 (722 amino acids)
Biological process (GO): DNA damage response; ubiquitin-dependent protein catabolic process; protein ubiquitination
Cellular component (GO): Cul4-RING E3 ubiquitin ligase complex
Molecular function (GO): ubiquitin protein ligase binding
Source: RefSeq, a predicted model, not a curated record